Molecule: messenger RNA, 3427 nt
Organism: Paralichthys olivaceus (Japanese flounder)
Lineage: Eukaryota; Metazoa; Chordata; Actinopteri; Pleuronectiformes; Paralichthyidae
Source: RefSeq, a predicted model, not a curated record
AUGCACUCUCAUUUAUAUGUCCUCUCCCAGUGGAGAAAUCUAAUUGGCUUGUCCAUAAAUACCCCCACUCUACAUCUCUCCACUAAUCAUACUCUGCAUGACCUAAAGAGUCAACACACAUUUAAGAUCCAGACCUACUCCAGUCCGACCUUCUGUGACCACUGCGGCUCGCUGCUGUACGGCCUCAUACACCAGGGCAUGAAAUGUGCCUGUUGUGACAUGAACGUCCAUCGGCGAUGUGAGACGAGUGUUCCCAGCCUCUGCGGUCAGGACCACACAGAGAAGAGAGGAAGAAUCCACCUGACAGUCAAAGGAGAGAAGGAGGACGUCUAUGUCACAGUGCGGGAGGCUCGUAACCUGAUGCCCAUGGAUCCUAAUGGCCUGUCAGACCCCUAUGUUAAACUGAAAUUGAUUCCUGAUCCAAAGAGCCACAGCAAACAGAAGACCAAGACCAUUCGCUCCACACUCAAUCCCGUCUGGAAUGAGAGUUUCACUUUCUCAGUGCGUGGUCACCAGUGGGACAGGCGACUGUCCGUGGAGGUUUGGGACUGGGACCGCACGUCCAGGAACGAUUUCAUGGGGGCGCUGUCGUUCGGGGUGAGUGAGAUCUUCAGGCGUCCCAUCAGCGGCUGGUUCAAGCUGCUGGCCCAGGAUGAGGGAGAGUACUACAACAUCCCUGUUCCAGACCCAGACCUGCAGGAGCCUCAGCUGGAUGCCUUAACACCCUCUCUGCCUCAAGCAGUGCCUGCCGCUCUGUCUGAACCCUUCCCUACGGCCCUGUCCCCGACCCCUGUCUCGCCCUGUCUACCCAUCCACACCCCCGUCCCCAGCAAAGUCAAAGUCGGCAUCCAGGACUUCAACUUCCUCAUGGUGCUGGGAAAAGGCAGCUUUGGCAAGGUGCUGCUGGCGGAGGAGAGAGGCAGCGAGCGUCUGUUCGCAGUCAAAGUGUUGAAGAAAGACGUUCUCUUCCAGGACGAGGACACGGAGAGCGCCCUGGUGGAGCGGAGGGUCCUGGCGCUCUCCUCUCGCCCUCACUUCCUCACAUCACUCUACUGCGCCUUCCAGAGUGAGGACCGUCUGUAUUAUGUGAUGGAAUACGUCAACGGAGGAGACCUGAUGUUCCACAUUCAGAUAGUUGGCAAAUUCAAAGAGCCUCAUGCAGCGUUCUAUGCAGCAGAGAUAGCAGUGGGCCUCUUCUACCUCCACAGCAAAGGCAUCAUCUACAGGGAUCUGAAGCUGGAUAAUGUGCUGCUUGACAGCGAGGGCCACAUAAAGAUAGCCGACUUUGGGAUGUGCAGGGAGGGCAUGUUCGAGGGCGACACCACUCGCACCUUCUGCGGCACCCCUGAUUACAUCGCCCCCGAGAUUGUGGCAUACCAGCCCUAUAAUACAGCAGUGGACUGGUGGUCUUAUGGGGUGCUGCUGUAUGAAAUGCUGGCAGGACAGCCCCCGUUUGAUGGUAUCGAUGAGGAGGAGCUGUUUCAGUCCAUCAUGGAGCAGAGCGUGUCGUACCCCAAGACUCUCUCCCGUGAAGCUGUUGCCAUCUGCAAGGGACUUCUGACAAAGCACCCUGCGAAGCGUCUGGGCGGAGGAGAGGACGCAGAGAGAGAGAUUAGGGAGCAUCCGUUCUUCCGCUGGAUUGACUGGGACCGUCUGGAGAGACUGGAGAUGCCGCCGCCCUUCAAACCCAGAACUGGCGGAAAAAAAGGUGAAAACUUCGACAAGUUCUUCACUGCAGCUCCGUCAGUGCUCACUCCCUCCGACCCGGACAUAAUGGCAGCCAUCAACCAGGAAGACUUCGAGGGCUUCUCCUUCCUCAACCCAGACUUUGCCCCAUCGCCUCUCACCGCUGUUUGAAAAUAGCUCCCACACCCCUUUUAAAUGUAAUCCCCUUAUUAAUAGUAGUUUUAUAACAGAGAAUUUGAAAAUCAAACUCCUCUCAUAAUCAGAUUCUGACGUUUACAUGAAACUGCCAUGACGCCUAUGUAUCCAUGCACUCUAUUUGAUGUAUGUAUUUCAUCUCGAUAGUCUCAAGGCAAUUAUUAUAGAUUCCCAUUUUAGAGUUUCUUUUUUUGUAAGACGUCCAUUAACUUGAUAUAAGAUGGCUGUAGUGUGACUGUAGUAUGAUCACAUACUUCACCUGUAUGCAUGCACUGUUUGUAGAAUGAACUACUAGGAAUAGAUUAUCCAAGAAAGAUAGACAACCGAUUUAUUUUAAACAUUUCCCACUGUUUUGAUGAGCAUCAUCUUGUGUUGUAGAAACCAAACAAAGACAUUAUUCCAGUCGGCUCUUCUCUCAUGCAGCUGUGGUUCAACUCCAGGUAGUGGGCAAAUCAAGUCCAUUUUUAAUCACUUUUCAUUUCACAUACACAAGUUUUCCUAAGAGGUCUGCUCCAGUUUAACACGACACAGUAACUCGGCAUCCAAACCACUUUGGUAUUUCAAUACUAUGAUGCGAGCUGCAUGGGCAAUAAUGGCAUCCCAUGGAAGCAUUCAGUCAGGUUCCUGUGGCCCGGCUGGACCUCUCGGUUAACGUCACACCAGCGACCUCCUGUGACCCAGUGAGACAGUGAAACAGCUCAGUGGGCACAAUGUGACGCUUAAUGCAGGAUACAGCGCUGCCCUGCAGCUCAGGCACACGCUGCCAGGAGGCCGUCCUCACAUUGCUGCAUAAUUUUUUUCUUCACAGAUUAGUUUUGCCUCGUGUUUUUUUUCUAUUAUUCCUUUGCAAAUUAUGGAAUUGGGCCUCGCAAAUUACAAUAUAUGCCCUCCUUUGCAAACCUUACAUUUGCACUGAAAUAUUUGUUUGCUUAUUUGGAAAAAAUGCCUCUGGCCACAGCUAAAACAGGAGAAUUAUACUUUGCGCAGGUACAUAUAUACUUAUGUAUUUUAGUAGUGUGUACCAUGAGGCUUUUUGCUGUGUAAUGACACUCGCAGCAUUGAUUAGGGUGUAAUUAAAAGUGAGGCUCGCCGGGACUGUUCAAUACAUGGAAAAAUAAUAGCAGCACUGUCAUUAAACACUAUCUGAGCAGGGCAGGUGGCAACAAACGUACAGUUUAAUAAUCCCAUUACAGAGCUCUUAUCUCACAAAGCAGACGGUCAUUUCACACAGAAAUCUGCUCCUUCUUCCUGAAUGCAUCUUUAUGACUUUUUUUUUCUGUGAAGGCAAAAAGAUAAAUUUAAUGAUUUCUCAUCCCGAGGAGAAUAAUCCUACUUUUUUUGUUUUAAGUGCUGAUGUUCAUGCCCAUGUAACUGGUGAGAGUAGUCAAUCUCUUUGCUUUAGCUUUGUUUCACACAAAACUUAUGAAACAUUACAUUUACAGUAGACAUUUCAAACAAUUACAGAUAAGCAAUAGAUCAGUUAUAAAUAUUCUUUAGUUCAUUUCUGUUUUUACGUGCUGGAAAAAAAGAACGUUGAAAUAAAGUC